This is a messenger RNA of Cucurbita moschata (crookneck pumpkin), 795 nucleotides long. RefSeq lists its product as uncharacterized. The record is from RefSeq and is a predicted model, not a curated record. NCBI's taxonomy places the organism in Eukaryota, Viridiplantae, Streptophyta, Magnoliopsida, Cucurbitales, Cucurbitaceae. Bases 1 to 795 code for a protein of 264 amino acids. The transcript has 2 exons.
AUGGAGGAAAUCAUCGACCGUCUUAAAGCAUACGAGGAACGGAUCGAUGGCAACAAAGAGAAUGCUGAGCAUGUCUUAUUGACUCAAGGAGAAUGGAAAGCAAAAGAAUUGAAAGGAAAAGGUGAAAGUUCAACGUUUGAGAAAAAACGUAGCGACAAUGGAGGCCAUAGCCGAGGGCGAGGUCAUAGUGAUCGCUGGAGAGGGAGAGGUCAUGGACGUGGAAAAGACUCGUUACAUCAAGAGAAGAAGGGUGACAAGAGCAAGAUUGGCCAUUAUGCAUCCCACUGUAGAUCGAAGAAAAGGGAGGAUCAGGCGCACUUGACUGAGACGCAAGGUGAUGAGGAUGAGCCAGCCUUACUUACAGCACAAGUUUGUGAAGUCCGAACUCUCGGUUCACCAGAGUUGAUGGAGAUGGCUCUUUAUGAAGAGAAGGUUGUCCCGAAAGAAAUUGAGAAGAAAAACAACACUUGGUUCCUAGAUACGGGAGCCAACAAUCAUAUGACUAGUUGUCGAAGUUGGUUCUUGGAAUUGAACGAGUCAGUGACCAGCACGGUGAAGUUCGGAGAUGGAUCACUUGUAGAGAUAAAAGGACGUGGAGAUGUGAUGCUGCAAUGUGAAAAUGGAGAUCACUGUAUCUUUUUCGAUGUAUAUUUCAUUCCUAAACUUAAAAGUAACAUUAUAAGUUUAGGACAAUUGGAUGAACAGGGCUGUAAAGUUGAGAUCGAACAUGGUUUACUUGUCAUUUUCACAAAAGGCAAAGGAGUUCUUGGCAAAAGUGAAGCGGUCAAGAAAUAG